AAAACAAGGAAGUAAAAGCUGUCGGGUCGGAGCAGCAGAGCCCCUCUCGGUGCUGUGAAAUGAAAGUGUAUCAGUCGACAGCUCUGCUGAUAUAAUUCAAAGCACAGCGGCUGUGCUAAGGAAGUUAGCCGUCUGGCUAAUUCCCCACAGUGACUGCACAUUAUCUCAAAACAAGCACUAGCAGACUGCAAAUAAAAAAUAAUAACAGGAGUGAGGAGGAAGACACAGACGAGUGAGUCCAGCCGCUGCACAGUGGACCGAGAAGGCAGGUAUAGACAGAGAGGAACAAGGCAUGAAAAGGUCAGAGCCCUGAUGACGUACAGAGAAAUGUGAGGGAAGAAUUAUUGUCAGCCACCAUGGACCACAAAGGGGAACCCCAGGAAGGAGCCAUGGGGCUGAAAUACGAAGACCUGCCGCAGAUGGACGGCUCAUGUGAUGCGUGCGAGCCUGACGAGCCCCAACCAGCCACUCACGUGUGCCACAUCUGCAGCUUCGCCUUCUGCACGGCCCAUGCUGACAGACAUGCCAGCAGCACACAUCACCCCCUAAAGCCUUAUAACCACGACGAGACACAUGCUAAUGGACUUGACACCAACAGAGACUCUAGGGUUAGAGGUGGAGUUGAGGAUGAGGCUGGUGCAGCUGAAAUGGGUGCAGUGGAAGUGCUUGGGGUGGCAAUGGCUAACGCCAACGUGAGUGGUGACGCUGGUGAGAAAGAAGAAGCGCAGGAUGAUGAUGACGAUGGAGCUGAGGGUGCAGAAGCAGGGCAGGAGGCCGCGGCGGCCGGAGAAGCUGGGAAGAAAGACACUGUGACAGUGGAGAGACUGCGCUGCAAGGAGCAUGGCCAGGAAGGCUCCCUCUACUGUAAACCAGACGAGAAGAUCAUCUGCGUGGUGUGCGCCGUGCAGGGUGAGCACCGCGAGCAUGAGAUCAUCACCCUGCACGAGGCCUAUGUGUGGCAGAAGAGUAGGCACGGUCAUGACCUGCUGGCUUGUACACAACAGAUGGCUGAGAAGAUCAAGACCAAGUGGACCAACCCUGAGAUGUCCACAGAGGAGCUGGAGGCCUAUGUGAACACUCAGUUUGACGAGCUCCGUGCAUUGGUGCGUCUGGAGGAGAAGAGGACCCUUCACCUCGUAGACCUCAAAGAAGCAUUCCUGACCGCAUCGGCCGCCGAGAAAAUCGCAGAGAUCAGUGUCCAAACUGAGCGCCUGCAGGAAGAAAUGGCCAACAUCACAAACCAGCUGAGCCUGCUGGAACAGGCGGAGGCAGGAGGUCCUGCAGUGGUAGCACAGGCCCUGGUAGCAGUGCCUGCACCAGCCCGCAGAGUGCAGCACGACAUUGAGGCCAGGCCAAGGCUACCAGAGCCGAGGGCAAACCCCAUGGACCCACGGGACUUUGAAGAUAAUGAUUCCGGACCAUCAAUGGACCACGCUCCGUGAUCCAUCCAACAGAUCAGACUCUUCUGACAUCCACCUGUCCUUCAACGUCUGCUUCAGCCAGCUGUCAGCCCUGUUGAGCUGUCAGGCUGGCCCUCUCUCUGUCAGCCAUCUCCCUUUUACCCCGCUCCCCUCCCCUCUCAGUGCCUGCUGGCAGUGAACUGACCUUGAAGAAGGCUGCUGUGACAAAUAUGGAUGGCCACGUCUUUUCUGCUCUCAAACUUUUCGAAUUCCUCACCGGCUACUAACUUUCUUUAAUUGGAGCAAGCAAGUUAUGUGCAAUCAAUUACCAUCAGGCUCAGUUUCCACAGCCAGUCAGAUCCUUGGCUUUACCGGUGAGCCUGGCUGACUCCGAGAGGAGCAGCCGAGUGCAGCAUCUGUUAAGCCCCACAGAUGUCAGGAAUGGGAAAUUCUGCGACAUGGCACACUUCACACUUCAUUUAUUUGCGCUAUCAUCGUGGUACUGUCGUUUUGACAAACAUUCUGGAUACUCUCGAACAUAGAAAGGGAACAUUUGUCAGAUGCCACAAUGCCUUAAAUCAGUCAAGACAGUAUAAUAUAUAAUAUUGCUAACAUGUUCUGAAGGUUUAUAUUUUGGAAAAAAAAUGCAAACUUAAAAAAGUUUUUCUAGCUUUUGUUCUAUUAUAUUGUCUCUUUUACUUCCCAUCAUCAUGUUGCCUUCACCCCUCCUUUCCCUUCUGCUGCCCUUUCCAUUGAGUCUUUAUGCUUGUAGAUUUGUGUGCACUUCCUUGUUUGCUUGUCAGAUCUAUUAUCAGAAGCGGGGGGCAUUUUGACACCUAUUGAUUGGUGAAUGCUGCUGAGUCUUUGUUAGGUGAAAAUCGAACUGUAAUUUGACUGUGCAAAAUAGCACUCCCGCAGUAUCAGCUUUCUAUGUACCGUAAUGUAAAGGCUCAUUACUCCUAGCCAAUCUGCAGCAUAUGACGGAUAACCGUCCAGACAAAUGAAUGCACUUUCUACCUUGACCCGCUCAGCUAUAACUUUCAUUCAUGAUGUACCGCUGCAAGUCUGUCUGUAUCAGCAGUUUUUUUUAUUAUUUUUUUUUGUAUAUGAUUGAUUCUGUUGUCUUAAAUUCAAAAUUGAAAGCAGUGUCACCCAUAAUAUGUUUGACAAGAGCAUGACUUAACUACUGUCGCGCUGCACUAAGAUGCUCGAGAGCUUUAUAUCCAAGGGAAAUGUUGGUGUGCCAACAGCCUACUGAAGUAACUCCAAUCGCUCAUUCUUUAUUCAAGCAUAACGACAAUAGACAGGAGUCUGCCUAUCUGAUGUUUUUCCUCUUGUUUUUAUUUGUCUAUUUUUGUCUUAAAUCUAUAAAUAAACAAUCAGUUUUUUUAGAUUAGA
Molecule: messenger RNA, 2798 nt
Organism: Larimichthys crocea (large yellow croaker)
Lineage: Eukaryota; Metazoa; Chordata; Actinopteri; Sciaenidae
Gene: trim44
Product: tripartite motif containing 44
Exons: 7
Coding region: 357-1442 (361 amino acids)
Molecular function (GO): zinc ion binding
Source: RefSeq, a predicted model, not a curated record